AGGCCCAGGUGGCCAGAGCAGGGGCUCCUGGGGCGGGGCUGGGCUUGGGGACCCCCUGCUGCAGCCUGGCCCCUUCUACCCCGUGAGUCUGCUCGGGGGGCACGUCAGGGUCUUCCCUGCUGCCCCCAAGGGUGCCCUCUUUCUCUCGCUGCAGCGAGGUGCGGGUGCGCCGGCGGCUGGACCGGUGGCUGGAGACGCAGCGCCAGGAGGCGGAGGAGCAGCCCGAGGCCCCAGCGUGCGAGCGGCAGCCACUGCUGGGGGAGUUCUUCCCCGCCAGCAAGCGUGGGCACCCGCGGGAGGGGCCCUGCACCCGGUCCAGCACGAAGCGUCAAAAGGAGAUGCUGGCGGAGGAGCCCUGACCCGCAGCCCCCUGCACCGGGCAGUCCCCGGCUGGUAUCCCCGGGGUGCUGGGGCUCUGCCGCCUGCAUGCGGCUCCUCCGUGGGACUGGCCGUGGCUGUGGGUGAAGCAGAGAGGACUUGGUCUGAGGAGGGGCCCCAGGCACAAGAGAGAGCUGCACCCCUGGCAGGGUGUUGCGGGAUAGGAGGGCAGGGGGCAGGGCAGGCAGCAGAAGGGGGUCUUCACACCUUGUUCCUGGAGACCCUCCCCUUGUGCUGAGCGACCCAGCAGGGCUGGGGGGGCAGGAGGCAGAGCACGGGGUGGGGUGGGGUGAGCAGCAGGUGCCGGGGGGCUGGCCAGGCCCCAGCUGUGACUGCUCCCAGCAGCCAGACGAGGCCAGGCUCCACAGCAAGUGCUGCCCCCAGUAGGGUCCCUGCCCCGAUGGGUCCCGGUCCCGGCUGUCAGGCACUGGGAGGGUCCAUGCAAGCAGGGGAGCCACAGGACGAAGCCCAGCUGUGCCCCCACAGCCCCCUGUCCCACGAGGGUGGCACCUGCCUCUGGUGCAAUAAAGUCCGUGGCACCCGCACGAUGCAGCGUGGCCUGAGAUUCCUUCGGCCGGCCGGGGUCUAUCGCCCCUGCAGCCCGGGGGCUCAGCCCUGACCCUGUAGCUGCCCCCAAGGCCCACUGGGGCCUGCAGAGCCUGGGGCCGGCUGGGGGAGCAGCCCCGGCAUGGCCACGGGCUCUCGGGGAGGGGGAGCUGGAGGCAUCCAUCCCCAAGCUCCGGGGAGCUAGCACUGAGGGGCACUGGACUGACUGGUGGCACUGGCUGGCACGCUGAGGACUGGGCAUCGGGCUGGGCAGGGCACGAGGGGGUCUAACUCAUGCCAGGAGCUAGCGCCGGCUGGGCAGAGCAUCCACUCCUGCCCUAACGAUCCUGGCUCAUCAAGCACGAGGUUGGUCGAUGUGUGCACAGCCCCGGGCAGCUGCUGCAGCUCCCAGCACUGCUCACGUCAGAGGCGGGCAGCUGUGGGGCAAGACCGUCCCCAAAACAGCUACACGUGAUGCCCGCCGGGAAGAGCCUUCACCCCAUGAUGUUCCCUCCCAGGGGGCUACGACCCGCACCAAACCCCACGUCUUGCAGGGCUCGGCCUGGCACUGCACUGGGGACGGUCCAUGUCAAAUACCGAGGGGUCAAAUCAGCAGGGCCCAGGGAGCAUCGCAUCCAGGCCACCCCCAGUUCAGGGCAGCGCCGGCCUGUCUGCACCAGCCUGGACACAUGUCCGUCCAGUGCCGCCAAGGACAGAGACUCCUCCGCUGCUCUGGGCAGCCUCAGAGCGAGGGCAUCUGAGCGGCCCAUCCCCGUUUGCCCGGCAGAGGCAGAGGGCACUUAGCCUGACCAGUCUGAGCAGGGGGAAAUCCCUUCCUGCCCCAGUGCAGCCUGAGUGCAGGGGCAAGACCCUCCCGCCAGGACCCUGCGGGGUUGGUGUGAGGGGUCGUGUCGACCCGUCUGGACAGCCCUGGGCUCUGGCUGGCAGAUGUCCCAGCGGGGCUGGAGGUUUGGGACGCGGCGAGGGCUACGCUAACCCCCCUGCACAGUCUAGCUGGGAGCACAGGGACUGUCCCCACCUGCUAGCUUCUCCCUGGGGACGCGGCCCCCAUGCGCAGCGUGCCCAGGGUCCCGGCGACUGCUCCUUUGGGGCGGAUAGGAGGAAGCCGAGGGCAGCGGAGAAGCCGGUGGGUGUGCAGGGACCCCGGCUUGCAACAGGAUAUCGCACCUGCCCAUGCAGCGAGCCUGGCCCUUGCACCCAGACUGGGCCAGGUGUGAGGAAAGGGGGAUCCACACCCUUAACUCUGCCCUUUGCACUCGCCGCUUGGAUCCAGACCCCAGGGUGGGGGUUCGAGGGCAGGAAUCGGGGUGUUGGAGGCUGGGGAGAUGGGUACGAGCUCCCAGGCCUGUGUCCUCCCCGGCUGCUGUGAAUCUGCACAGCUCCUUCACCAGACUGCGCCUGCCCCCCCCAAGCCUAUCUAGGUCCCUGGCCAAGGUCUGUCCUGGGGGAGCCGGUGCUUGGUGCAGGCUGCCCAGAGGCAGCCGGGGUGCUGGGUGCCAGCGAGGUCACAGGGACCCCUCCCCGCCGCCUCCCCCACCCCGCCAGCCCUCGGCAUCCUUGCUACCGCAGUGCCAGGAGGAGGGGCGGCUGCACUGGGCAUGCUCCCAGCCACUGCGGAGGGACCGGCUGGCAGGAUGCUGCAGCGCUAGCGGGAGGCAGCUCGAGCCCCUCUGCCCCCCUGGGUGCCAGGCCUGGGGGCUGGCUGGCGGCGGGGUCCGGGCCCCCUGCCCCGCACGCGGGCACCCCAUGUAUGCCUUCUACUCCCUGCUGGUCUACAUCUUCUACACCCUCUUCCGCAAGGAGCCCAGCCAGGAUGACGGGCAGCUCCUGGAGCCGGAGCCCCCCCAGGACCGUGAUGCUGCCCCUGUGGAGCUGGCCCGGAGGCCGCAGGGCAGCCGGCCGCCACGUGAAGACCUGUGGCCAGAGCUGACGGAUCUGGACAGCAGCUCAGAGAGCAGCAGCGCUGAGGACCAGGAGGAGGAGGAGGAGGAGGAUGGGGACAGCCCGGAUGGAGCCGCCACCUCCCCGCUCACCGAGUUCCUGGCCCUCAAGCAGAGGAUGGGGGGUGAGCAGCUUGGCCCCCUGGGGAAGGAGGCUCCCGGCGGGCAGGCGCCCGAGUCGCCGCUGCUAGCGGUGCUGUCGCACCUGCUCUCCUUCCUGGAGCACUACGGGCACCUGCAGCGGCUGCAGGAGCAGGCGGGCGCAUACCGGGCGCGGCUGCGGCGGGCAGAGAGCCGGCGGCGCCAGCAGCUGCGCUCGUUCCAGCGGGCGUCCCGGCAGCGGGAGCGGGAUGCGCUCAGCCUCGUCGCCAGCCUGGAGGGCGUCAUCAGCGAGCAGCAGAGCACCUUGGAGACGCUGCGCGGCGGCAUGAAGCUGCCCUCGGCCUGCUCGCCGCCCCCCGCGCCCCCGGCCGGCCUGCACCAGCUGGUGGAGUCGAUCAGCGCCCUGCAGGGCGAUCGUGCCCGGCUGGCGGAGGAGAUCCAGGGCCUGCGGCAGGAGCUGGAUGAGCGCGAGAAGGACAAGCAGCAGCUGGCCGGCAGCUUCCACCUGCAGAUCCAGGAGCUGAAGCAGCAGAUCGAGGAGCGCGAGGACGAGCUGGCGCGGCUGCGCACGGGCAUGGGGGUGACGGACUCGGAGAAGCGGAUCCACAACCUGACGGUGGAGAACGAGGGGCUGAAGCAGAGUCUUGGCGUCACCCAGGGGCUCCUGCAGCAGCUGGCGGCCGUGUCUGCCCAGCCCUCUGCCCUGCUGGCCAAGGAGAACGAGGACCUGCGGGGCCAAGUGCAGCGCCUGGAGGCGUCGCUGCAGCAGAAGCUGGCACAGCUGGCACAGCUGGAGGGGCAGGUGGACGCGCUGCAGUGGUACAAGGAGGAGGAGGCGCGGCAGCUGGACGAGCGUCUCUGUGCGCUGCAACAGGCCUUGGAUGCCCAGCUCAGCCGGGCCCCCGAUGUGCAGUACGUGACCCAGACGGUGGAGGUGGAGUCUCCCAGCACGCUGCGGUCCCUGGCCGAGGCGGAGGAGCGGAACCGGGUGCUGCAGGAGCAGCUCUCCAGCCAGGGUGAGAGGUGCCAGCGGCUGACGGAGCAGCUGCAGGGCUCCGAGGAGGUGGCUGCUGGGCUGCGGCAUAAGAUUUCGGCCUAUGAGCAUGAGAUGGCACAGCUGCGCGAGCAGCUGCUGCGGGAGAUCAGCCACCUGGAGGCCCAGAAGGAGGAGGCCGUGAAGGAGGCGUCGGAGUGCUCCGAGCAGCACCUGGACCAGCUCCGCCAGCAAUUUGCAGGCGUGCGCCAGCGCCUGGCUGUGCUGCAACCCCUGCUCCGCAGCAUCAGGACCGACUAUGGCAGCCUGCGUGGCCAGGUGCGCAGCUUCUCUGACUUCUAUGAGGCCGCCCUCAAGGAGGCCAGGCAACAGAUGUGCUCAGCCAUCAGCGAGGUAUCGGAGGCCAACCGGGACCUGCGGGAGAAGUACCAGCACGAGGUCUUGCUGCGCAGGAAGUACCACGACCAGCUGGUGGAGCUCAAAGGGAACAUCCGGGUGCUGUGCCGCCUGAAGCCGGUGACGGAGGCCGAGCAGCAGGCCAGCGAGGCGAGCGUGGCUGUGAGCACGGAGCCCGGCAGCGAGAGCAGCGUCACGACCUCUUACAAGGGCAAGGAGCGCACCUUCGAGCUGGACAAGGUCUUCCUGCCCCAGGCCACCCAGGAGGAGGUCUUCCUGGAGAUCGAGCCGCUGGUCCUGUCCUGCCUCAACGGCUACAACGUCUGCAUCUUCGCCUACGGGCAGACGGGCUCCGGCAAGACCUACACCAUGGAGGGUGUCCCCGAUGACCCUGGGAUCAACCAGCGGGCGCUGGAGGUGCUGUACCGGGAGAUGGAGGCCAAGCAGGGGCUGUGCAAGUAUGCCGUGAGCCUCAGCCUGGUGGAGAUCUACAACGAGGUCAUCCGGGACCUGCUGGGCAAGGACCCCCAGGAGAGGCUGGACAUCAAGCUGAACCCCGAUGGCAGUGGGCAGCUCCAUGUGCCCGGCCUCACCUGUGUGGAGGUGCAGGGCUUCCGUGAGAUCAAGAAGAUGCUGGCGCUGGGCAAGAGGAACCGGGCGACCCACUGCACCAACAUGAACGAGCGCAGCUCCCGCUCGCACGCUCUGCUCACCAUCACCAUCACCGGCACCGACCUCGCCACUGGCACCAAGACCUCAGGGAAGCUGAACCUGGUGGACUUGGCGGGCUCGGAGCGUGUGUGGAAGUCGGGGGCGCAGGGCGAGCGGCUGAAGGAGGCGCAGAGCAUCAACAAGUCCCUGCUGGCGCUGGGCGAGGUGAUCCAGGCGCUGCGCGCCAAGCAGCCCCACGUGCCUUUCCGCAACUCCAAGCUCACCUACCUGCUGCAGGACUCGCUGGGCCGCGGCAACAAGACCGUCAUGAUGGUGCAGAUCUCACCUCUGCAGAGGGACGUGGGCGAGACCGUUUGCUCCCUCAAGUUUGCCCAGCGCGUCUGCAAGGUGGAGCUGGGCCCGGCCGCUCGCCGUGUCGACCCCUCGGGCCCUGGUGAGGCCUGAGCCCUGCGGCCAUGAAGCCAUCAGGUGCCCUCCUGCUGCCCCCUUGCCACCCCCAACCCCCAGAUAGGGCGGAACCAGGGGCUGUAGGGCAGGUUGGCCCUGCUGCAUCCAGGCCCCCAGAGCUGCAGGGCAGGGGCUGCUGCCCCAUGUCCCUCCCACCAACUGGGGGAGAAGGGAGCCGGCUCUGCCCCCUGCUGCCUCCUGGGUGGGGGUGAGGUGCCUGCCCACCCCCAAUCCUUGUAGCCCCCACCCCCCGCCUAGGGGAGCUCAGCAUCCCCCUUUGCAGUGCUGGGACCUGUCCCCCAUGGCUUGAGACCCCCCCCCAGCCCUCUGCCCAAGAGCCACGGGCCACCCCCCACAUGUGCCUGAAUGCACAUGCAGCCUCAUGUGUGCCCCCAAAUGCCAAGGACCCAGCCCCCCACCCUCAGCAGCAGAGGGGGGCUCUGCUCUGUACCGCGUCAGGGAGAAUAAAGAGGACCCUUUGCAACUGGA
Messenger RNA from Alligator mississippiensis (American alligator), 5985 nucleotides. RefSeq names its product kinesin family member C2 (gene KIFC2). Gene Ontology annotation, biological process: microtubule-based movement. The record is from RefSeq and is a predicted model, not a curated record. NCBI's taxonomy places the organism in Eukaryota, Metazoa, Chordata, Crocodylia, Alligatoridae. Gene Ontology annotation, molecular function: microtubule binding; ATP binding; microtubule motor activity. The transcript has 20 exons. The coding region runs from base 2119 to 5493 and encodes 1124 amino acids.